Tarenaya hassleriana is the source of this 3153-nucleotide messenger RNA. Its product is annotated as cation/H(+) antiporter 6A-like. Gene Ontology annotation, cellular component: membrane; endomembrane system. The transcript has 5 exons. The record is from RefSeq and is a predicted model, not a curated record. The coding region runs from base 340 to 2763 and encodes 807 amino acids. Gene Ontology annotation, molecular function: antiporter activity. NCBI's taxonomy places the organism in Eukaryota, Viridiplantae, Streptophyta, Magnoliopsida, Brassicales, Cleomaceae. Gene Ontology annotation, biological process: regulation of pH; proton transmembrane transport.
AAUUCAAUUUAAGAUAAAUUAUCUAAUACCAAAUUCCUUUUUUUCCUGCUAAUUAAAUCGAUGCGCUCCUCCUCCAUCUACUACUACAUCUUCUCCUCACUCUUGGAUUUCACUUCACUAUUACCUCUCUCGGUUUCUCUCCUUUUGGCCCGCCAUGGCAAUCUCCUGCAAUUUUCUUCGCGAAUCUCGCCGCAAUUUGUGGAAAUCGGAGAGAUCGAGAGAGAGAUAUAGCGUUACUGCAGGGAGAGACGAGUUUCCGGCGGCCGUCUCGAGACGGCGAGUGGAUUGCGACUCUCUAAACGGGUUGGGUGUUUGCCUUGAUCUGUGUAGUUUGUGGUCAUGGAUACGAUAAACAUUACGUGGUGGGAGGAGUUGACAUGGCGAGGCUACAUCAUGAGCGAGGACGGGUCUCAGUUCUGCCAGGUGAAUCCAGCCACUGUGAACUCGUUCGGUAUGUGGGAGAUAUUUACUUUCAAAGCUCAAGGGAUGGGGUUUUGGGAGUACCCUCUUCCCAAUCUCGAGUUUAUGAUCCUGGCCGCGUUCUUGCUCUGGCGGUUCUUUGACUUCUUGUGCAAGAAGUCGGGUUUUCGCAUACCCAAAUUCACUUGCAUGAUGUUGGCCGGGCUUGUCCUAAGCCAAGCUUCACUUCUCAGCCAAGGUUCCUUGAUUCGUAGUAUCGUUUUCCCUGAUGAUUACAAACCGAAGAUCCCCGAGACCCUUGGGGCAUUUGGAUUUCUCCUCUAUUGGUUUCUGAAAGGUGUGACCAUGGACAUUGGGACUUUUGCAAAGACGGGAAAGAAGUCUGUCUUGAUCGGGUUUACAACAAUGGCAGUGCCAUUGCUUUUGGGUUCCAUCGUUUUCAUCAUCAGAAUGAGAGCUGGGAAAAUGGAGAUGACACUGUUUGAAUACAGAGCAAUCAUAUUCAUGAAUAGCGUAUCACCCUUCACAGGCAUCGAUACGCUCUUGAGAGAUCUCAAGUUCAACCACUCGGAGUUUGGACGGAUCGCACUGUCUUCAGCAACGGUGACUGACAUGAUGGCCUUUGUCAUUACUUUCCUUUCCGCAAUACGGUGGGAUAAGGCUCUGGGCAUUUUGCAAUCGCUUGUUGCUUGUGUGUUCUUCGCCUCCAUGUUUUUCUUAGUAAGACCGGCUAUGUUCUGGGUCAUCAGACAGACACCAGAAGGACGACCCAUCAAGGAUAUCUACAUCUAUGUCGUUCUCAUGCUCGCCUACUUAUCUUUUCAUUACUGGCACCAUAUGGGACAGUUUGGCCCAGCCGGGUCGUUUGUUCUUGGUUGGGCAAUCCCGGACGGGCCUCCCUUGGGGUCUGCUUUGGUACACAGAUUCGAGAACUUCAAUUUUGGUAUUAUCUUGCCACUCUUUGGAUCACUCGCAGCUAUGCAGGUAGAUUUACAAUGGUUGAUCGGGGAGAUCAAGAACUUUACACAUAUGGAUGGUCGAGUUUACGAGGCCAUGUCCAUGAUUUUGCUCUUGUCUGCUACGAAAUUCAUCAGCUCCAUAAUAGUUGCAUUUGCUGUAAGAAUGCCUUUGAGAGACUCCAUUGUCCUUGCUCUUGCUCUGAGCAACAAGGGAAUCUUUGAGCUUGCCUUCUUUGUGUCCUUCGUUGAAUUAAAGGUUGUCCACCCGAAAGUCUUCACGAUCAUGGCCACAGCUAUACUCAUGAACUCGCUGUUUAUACCAAUCACCAUUAAACUCUUGCACGACCCGUCAGAAAAAUUCCGCUGUUACGGAAGAAGGAACCUAUUGAACCUGAAAGACGACUCGGAACUCCACGCCCUUGUGUGCAUUCACAAGCCUGAUCACAUAACGUCCAUGAUCAACCUCCUCGAAGCUUUUCAACCAUCAGAACAUUCACCAGUGUCAUGCUACGUCCUUCACCUCAUCCAGCUCGUGGGUCGGGCAAUUCCUAACUUCAUCUCUCACCAGGUCCAGAAACCGGCGGUCGGAAGCCAGUCCUGUUCCGACAACGUCAUCGCCUCUUUCAAAUGCUUCCACCAGAAAUUCUCUGACUCGACAUCUCUGUACAUGUUCACCUCUUUCUCCAUGGUCAAACACAUGCAUGAGGACAUUUGCUGGCUCGCCCUGACCAAGGGUCUAUCCCUAAUCCUUCUUCCUUUUCACCGUACAUGGUCUAUUGAUCGGUCGACCAUCGUCUCUGAUGACGAUACCAUGAGGAGUGUCAACCGUAAUAUCUUGAGACAGGCCCCUUGUUCGGUCGGAAUCUUCGUCUACCGUAAGCCCCUCCGGAACCCACAAAUGACGGAUUCCAAUAUCAAGGUCUGCUUGAUAUUUUUGGGCGGGAAAGACGACAUGGAAGCCAUGGCGUUAACCAACCGAAUGAGGCGUACGAACAGAGAGAUAAGCCUGACUUUCCUGCGAUUCAUCCCGAAAACAUCCGUGUGGGACAGCAAGGGGACUAUGCAGGAUCUCAUGGACCGGAAGGAAAUCAUGGAGAGGAACGAUUGUUUCGACAUGGAAGGCCAUCAUCCGGUAGCGUACCUCGACAAUGAGGUGUCGGAUGGGUCGGAGACGUCGAUGUUUCUGCGGUCGAUGGCCCACGAGUACGACCUGUUCAUAGUGGGAAGAAGCAGCGGGAGAAACUCAAUGGCCACGAGAGGGAUCACUGAAUGGACGGAGUUCGAGGAAUUAGGACCCAUUGGAGAUUUAUUAGCGUCAAAGGACUUCCCUACCAGGGCUUCUGUGUUGGUGGUGCAGCAGCAAGAUUUCAGAGAUCACAGAUAGAAACCCGUAGGCGAUUCUUUUACUUCCCAGUCCGAUUCUUUUUACACAGGGAUUUAGACGAGGAGAUUUAUAUAAGCGAUUUUCGGGAAUUUUCGAAAUCGGAUCUAUCUCGGGUAUGCCAUGAAAGCCCUCAUAUGGUCUCCGUCGACUUCCUCGACAUCAAACGUACGUGGAUUAUUCUUUUUAUUUUUUUUAAAUGUAUAUUUGUGGUACGCAGACCGAUGAAUGCAUCGGUUAGAAAAGAAAAGUGGAGAGUAUAGUAAUGAGAGUGAAGAGAAAAAGUAAGGUUAGACCUAGACUUACUUGGGAACGGGAACGUGUAAUUAGAAACGAUUUGGAAUUGUUAUAAAUUUCGAAAGAGUUAAUUCAAAAUCGAAAUGAAUGGAAACG